AGACAAAAACUUGCUGCUCAGUCUCUCUUUUGACUUUCGCUGUGUUCACCAUUUCAUUUGAUUUGCUUUCAUCCCAACUUGUUACCUUCAUUGUCUCUGCUCAGUCCUUUUUAUCAUCUUCUGCUACUCUCUGCCCCUCAACUCACCCCCCUUUUCACAAAUCAUCUCAUUUUUGUACUAUUUUCAGCCUUUGUUUCAUUAAUUAUCCCGAUUUCAUUUGAUUUGUUUUCAUCGUGACUUAUUACCUUCAUCGUCUUUGCUCAACUCUUCUUUUUGAUAAUCUUUUGUGACUCUGCACGUCACCACACAUCCCUGAACACAAAUUUGCUCUUCCUCCCACAAUUCUCAUUUCUUACCUUCGUUUAAUUUGGUUCUUCUGCUUCUUGUAACUCUAAUUCUGACCAGUUUUCAUCCCUCUACACAAAUCAGCUCACCCUCCUAUUAUUAUCGGUCUUUGUUCUUCUGUUUCUUGUCUCUCCACAUACCCAGGAAAAAAAAAAAAAAGCUCACCCUCCUACUAUUAUCAGCCUUUGUUCUUCUGUUUCUUGUCUCUCGACACACCCAGGAAAAAAAAAAAGCACAGAAUUAGAGGAUGGCCACUGAAAUUGGCGUUGCUGCUGGUGGCAAAUGUGCUGAGCACCUAGUUGAAACGACUAUUAAUCUGAUCUCACAACCAAUAACUCUUGUUUACAAACGGAGCGAUAAUGUCAGAAAUCUGAAGGAUAAACUGGCGCUGCUGACGGAUAGAAGAGAGAGUGUGCAACAUGAUGUUACUGAUGGUGAAAGAAAGGCUGAAGAAAUUGAACAGGAGGUCAAGAAUUGGAUGAGUAAAGCAGAUGACUAUAUUACUGGAGAAGCAAAGAAAUCAUGGGAUGAAUUAGAAGAAAAAGCCAAGAAGAGGUGUUUCCUAGGGUUGUGUCUUAAUCCCAAGUCUCUUUACAGACUAAGCAAAAAAGCAGAGGAGGAUGCCCUGGCUGUUGGUCAACUUCUGGAGGCCAAGUUCAAUAGAAUUUCCUUCUUUCAUGUGGAAAAGGAGAAAGCAGAUCUGAUUGAUGAAGUUUUCAAGGACUUUGACUCAAGAAGGCAUGUUCUAAAGGAGAUCAUGGAGGCUCUACUAACUCCAAGCAUCAAGAAGAUUGGGGUGUACGGGAUGCCUGGCGUGGGGAAGACAUUGCUAGCUGGAGAAGUUAAAAGAAAAGCAGAGCAAGAGAAGUUGUUUGAUGCAGUUGUUAUUGCUAAAGUGACGAAGAAUCCAGACUUGAAAAGUAUUCAACAAGAAAUUCAACGUGGAUUGGGUUUAGAGCUUCCUGAUGGGAUUCCAGAGUGGGGAGCUGCUGCUCGAAUAAAGUCAACACUGACAAAAAGGCAGAAUGUCCUAGUAAUUUUGGAUGAUAUUUGGGGACGAGUAGCUUUGGAGGAUGUGGGAAUCCCCUUAUCUGCAAAUGAGCAAAAGCAACCUGUAGGGCAAAAGAAUGAUGAAAGCUCAGCUGAACAACAAAUUUUUGUAUGUAAGGUUUUGUUGACCUCCAGAGAUCGCUCUGUUUUAUCAGGUGAUAUGGGUACUGAAAAAGAAUUUCUAGUUGGUCAAUUAGAAGAUAAUGAAUCAUGGGAGCUAUUUAAGAAGAUAGUUGGCAAGGAUGUCGAAAGGCAUGAGUUGCGGCAGAUUGGAAGGGAGAUUGCAAAAGAAAGUAGAGGAUUGCCGAUUGCUGUUGCAACAAUUGGAAAUGCUUUGAAAAAUAAGAGUGUGCAUGAUUGGAAGGAUGCUCUGCUAGAAUUGAAAAGACCUUCUCCGAAUGGGAAAUCUGCAAAAUUUUUCUCAGCUAUAGAGUUCAGUUUCAAGCAUUUAGAAAGAGAAGAACUCAAGCAAACAUUCUUGAUGUGUAGUUUGCUAAGCCACAAUGCUGCCAUUGAAGAGUUGGUGAAAUAUGGCGUGGGUUUGGGUUUGUUUCUAAAUGUCCGCACAAUAGAAGAAACACGAAACAGAGUAUUGUCAUUGGUUGAUCAUCUCAAAGCGUCUUCUCUGUUGGUAGAUGGUCGUGGCAAAAUGUAUUUUGACAUGCAUGACCUCAUUCGGGAUGUUGCCAAGUCAAUGGCUUCUAGGAACUAUGGUUUGUUUACUUCAAGAGAUGAAGACAUGCAGGGAGGGUGGCCAGAAAAAGAGGUAAUGACAGAUUUGAAAUGGAUUUUUUUAUCAAAUGGAGAUGCUUGCGGUGGUCUGCUUCCAGAUAAGUUCCAAUGCCCCAAGCUUACUUUCUUUCAUUUGUCCAACUACUCUCUAGCAAUUCCUACAAAUUUUUUCUCAGGGAUUGAAAAACUCAGAGUCUUGGGUUUGACAAAAACGAAUCUAUCCCCCAUGCCUGUGUCUAUUGCUCUCCUAACAGACCUUCGCACAUUACGUUUGGAUCAAAGUGUGUUAGGAGAUGAAGACGUAGGUGCUAUCAUAGGAAAGCUGAAGAAUUUGCAAGUCCUCAGCCUUGCAGGAUGUGAAAUUGAAGAGCUGCCAAAAGAAGUAGGGAGUUUGACCGAGCUAAAGUUGUUAGAUUUGAGCGACUGCACACAAUUGAAAGUAAUUCCACAACAAGUCUUAGCAAGUUUGUCCAAACUACAAGAGCUAAAAAUGGGAAACAGCUUUUACCAGUGGGAUGUCAUGGAGCAUGGGAGGCAAAGAAAUGCUAGCCUUUCUGAGUUGACACAGUUACCUAGACUAACAGCUUUAGAGUUACGUGUCCUUGAUGUUCAAACGAUCCCUGGAAAAUUAGAAAGAUACAAGAUAUUCAUGGGGGAUGUGUGGAACAACUGGGAUAGUUCGUUUGAUAGCUUAAAAGUAUUGAAGCUGCAGAUGAAGGCACACAUAAGAUUCGACUAUUCAAUUAAACGGUUGUUGAAGAUGACUGAAGAGCUACAUCUGGAGGAGUUGAAUGGCGUAAAGAAUGUGGUUGAUGAGUUAGAUAUUGAAGGUUUUCCAGAUCUGAAGUAUCUCUAUAUUUGUAAUGCUCCAGAGCUUCAUCAAAUUGUUAACUUAAGGGGAUGGGGUCCUUUCAGUGCAUUUCCCAACUUGGAAGUUUUGUUUCUUCGUAAUUUAAUUAAAUUGGAGAAGUUAUUUCAAGCCAGGUUCAAAGAUACGGCUUUUAGCAAAUUAAGAACAAUAACAAUUGAGUGUUGUCAUCAGCUAAAGAAUUUGUUCUCCUUUUCCAUAGCUAGCCAGUUUCUCCAACUACAAGAAAUUAAAGUGUCAGACUGCAGCAACAUGGAAGAGAUUAUUGAUCUCGUCAAGGAGCAAAGGAGCAGAGAAGAUAUUGUUGAAGCAAGUCAAGAAGUAAAGCCAAAGUUUGGUCAGUUGUUGCGGUCCUUGAGAUUACAACGUCUGCCAAAGCUGAUUAGCUUCAACAGUAAUUGCAGCACCAUGCCACUUUUCAAUGAUCAGUUUCUGUUUCCAAACCUAGAGGAGCUGCAAUUGUCAUGGAUUAAUGUUGACAUGAUAUGGAUAGCAUCUUACUGUGUUGAGAACCUGACAAAAUUGAUAAUUCAUGGCUGCCAUAACUUGAAAUACCUAUUCUCAACCACUAUGGCUAGAAGUCUAGAGAAGCUUGGACACCUUGACAUAAGGGAAUGCAAGAUGAUGACAAAGAUCAUACCUCAAUUGGAGGAAUUGUCCUUAACGGAAGAUGACAUCCUAAUGAUAUGUGGUGAAAUCAAAUUUAAGGAGAACCUCUUUUUCAAUAUCAAAGUUCUUCAUAUUCAAGACUAUCUUGAUAUGUCAGCUAUUUUACCAAUCUGCUUUCUCAAUAGAUUCUCCAAUUUAGAGAAGCUUUUUUUGAAAAAUUGUUAUUUCACAGAGUUAUUCCCUCCAAAAGGAGAGCAGGUUGGUGACCAAGAGAAACAAGUUGAGACUGAGGUACUCUCAAGGAUUAAAAUACUAAGAUUGGAUUCCUUUCCUAAUCUCAAGCACAUAUUGAGCCAAGACUCAUCAACUGUUCUUCAAAAUCUUCAAACCCUUGAAGUAUGGAGAUGUAAUAGUUUGCCUUGUUUAUUAAUAUCAAACACAAUAUCUCUCCAUAAUCUUACCACUUUGGAUGUGUCGGGAUGUGAUUCUGGUAUGAAAACAUUGGUUUCAGUCCCACUGGCCCGAAGUCUGGUGCAACUGGAACAUAUAACUGUAAGCGAAUGUGACAGCCUUACUGAAAUAGUUGGACACGAAGGAGAUAGAAGAGAAGAUUCAGAUAUUAAUUUCAACAAAUUAAGAAUUUUGAAACUUAAAUGUUUGCCAAGAUUAGGAAGCUUCUGUUCGGAGAAUUUCUCAUUCAAUUUCCCAUCUUUAGAAAUGGUAACUGUGGAUCAAUGCCCCAAAUUGAAGAUCUUCAGUGAGGGAGGCUUAUGCACACCACUAUUGCAGAGAGUAGAAUUAACUGAAGGAGAGGACAAGUCGCAUUGGGCUGGUGACUUAAAUACCACCAUACAAAAAAUGCACACAGAAAAGGUUGGAUUUGCUGGGUUAGAGGACUUGACACUGUCAGACUUUCCUGAAUUGAUUGAAAUAUGGCAUGAUAGGGAGAGGCGCCAAGCAAUUUUGGAUUUCAGAUUGCUUGAAUAUCUACAGCUCGAUAAUUGUGCCCAGCUCUCAUACUUGUUAACCCCUUCCAUGGUAUCUUGCCUUGUGCAACUCGUAUUUAUAAGCAUAAAGAACUGUGCUAUGAUGGAGCAAGUGAUAAUGGGAGAUGGAGAAGAAAGUAAGAUGAUAUUCCCCCGACUAUUGAACAUUAAGCUAGAGUCUUGUUCAAAUUUGAUAAGUUUCUAUGUGGGAAGUCAUCGCCUUGAGAUUCCAAGUUUGGAAAGAAUUUUUAUAAAAGAAUGCCAAAAUAUGGUUACGUUCGCUGCUUCUACAUCGUCUGGAGAGCAUGAAAAAGAGACAUCUCAUCAAUACUUUUUUAGCAGCAAGGAUACAUUUCCGAGUCUAGAAGAAUUGAAAUUGGAAUGGAAUGACAAUAUAAAGGAGAUAUGGUAUGGACAGCAUCCAGAAGAGUACUUCGGCAAACUAAAGGUGGUGGAACUCUCCUGUUUUCCUAAGAUAUCAAAUUUUCUUCCACCCUUUUUCUUCCAGUCUUUGCCCAGUCUUGAAAAGCUUGUUGUGAGGGAUACUUUCUUCAAUGAAGUAUUCCAAUGUGAAGAAGCUGGUGUUGAGGAGAAACCUUUUGUAUGUGGACGCACUCCAUUAUGCGAACUAAGGCUGUCCGAACUCCAUGAGCUAACACAUCUUUGGAAGGAAGAAUCCCAAAUUGAAUCAAUUUUUAGUAACCUAAAAACUCUAGAAGUUCAAGAAUGUAGCAGAUUGAAGAAUUUAGUGCCAUCCAAUGUACAUUUCAACAAUUUGCAGACUUUGGAAGUAUCCAAGUGUCAUGGACUUGUCAAUUUAGUGAGAUACUCAACUGCAAAAAGCCUGGUGCAACUCAAAACAAUGCAAGUAACAGAAUGUGAGACGAUAGGAGAAAUUGUGGUAUGCUUGGGUGAUGAUGUAAAGGAUGGCAUUAUUCUCAGCAAGCUGAAGUAUUUGCAACUUGAAGGUCUACCAAGACUAGCAAGCUUCUGUUCAGGGGUUUGCAACUUUGAAUUCCCAGAUUUGGAAGUUGUCAUUGUUAGAGAGUGUCCAAAUAUGCAGAUUUUCUCCAAUGGAGAACUAAGCACUCCAAAUCUGGCCAGAUUGAAAGAAUAUCAUGAGGAUGAAGGAUGCUGGGAGGGCAACCUUAACUCCACCAUACAACAGGUGUUUAAGGAAAAGGUAAAAGCAUUUUCCGUCAUAAAUUAACAUUUUUGCUGCCAUUUUUUCUUUUACCUUUUAUUGUGUUCUUCCAAAAAAGACAAUGCUCAAUGGUUCUAAAGAAGACAGUGAUCAUCACUGAAGAAGUUUAUCUUAAUAAAUUUUUUCUGCUAGCUAGUAUAUUAUGUUAAUUAAUGGUUCUAAAAGUG
Rubroshorea leprosula is the source of this 5961-nucleotide messenger RNA. NCBI's taxonomy places the organism in Eukaryota, Viridiplantae, Streptophyta, Magnoliopsida, Malvales, Dipterocarpaceae. The record is from the annotation of a GenBank genome assembly.